AUGAAUGCCAAAUUGAAGUCUGGUCAACGUGAAAAAGUAGGUUGGUGCUUAACAAUGUUAUUCUUGACUUUAGUUGCGCACUUUUAUUCAAAUUGCAAACUGUGAUGAACCCGUUGCUCUGAAAUGCUUGAACAAUUCUGACUGGAACGUAGAAAGAGGCCUCGACAUAUUUUACCAAACUCCAUCUUUGCAGGAGAGUUCGUCGGGUAGCGAUGUUCGAAAAUUAGAUGCCAUGUUUUAUCAAUAUGCCAAUGGUAAGGUUUCCUGGUAUAAUGUAUAACCUGAUACUUUUCAUUACUAAAAUCUCACUUUUAAUUUUGAAUACUAAUCAUUCUUGGUUCAGAUAAGGAAGACUUAAAACAAGCGGGUGUAGAAAACAAAAUCGGGCCUAAUGGCAUGCUCAGGCUGCUCAAUGACCUUAAUAUUGAUCCCUCAGCGUUGGAAGCCUUAGUGUUAGCAUGGAAGAUGAAUGCUGAAACACAAUGUGAAUUUUCUUUAGAAGAAUUUAAGAAAGGAUGCCAGCAGAUGAGGUAUGUUUAGGUUUAUUUGCAUAUGUCUUCCGUUUCUUAUUUUUUGUUCAUAUCUUUUUCUGUUUCAGAGUUGAUUCAUUAGAAAAACUACGAAAUCAAGCUGCUACAUGGAGAAACGAGCUCAAAGAUACACAAAAGUUCAAACAGCUCUACCAGUUUGCCUUCAACUAUGCCAAGAGCGCCGCCACCAGAUUCCUGGAGAUUGACACGGCGAUCGCUUAUUGGAAUCUGAUCUUCGAAAACCGAGAUGCUCGAGUCCCUGUCUGGAUUCAGUUUCUACAGGAGAAAGAGACCAAAGGCGUUUCUAGAGACACAUGGAAUCUCUUCUUUGACUUCCUGAUCCAGACCAUGGACAAUUACGAGAACUACGACGCGGAAGGAGCAUGGCCAGUAAUGAUUGACGAGUUCGUAGAAUAUGCUAAAUCAAAGAAGAAUUAA
Bursaphelenchus okinawaensis is the source of this 968-nucleotide messenger RNA. The record is from the annotation of a GenBank genome assembly. Lineage: Eukaryota; Metazoa; Nematoda; Chromadorea; Rhabditida; Aphelenchoididae.